This is a messenger RNA of Entamoeba invadens IP1, 630 nucleotides long. RefSeq lists its product as hypothetical. The transcript has a single exon. Gene Ontology annotation, biological process: G2/M transition of mitotic cell cycle; positive regulation of G2/M transition of mitotic cell cycle; positive regulation of G2/MI transition of meiotic cell cycle. Gene Ontology annotation, molecular function: protein tyrosine phosphatase activity. NCBI's taxonomy places the organism in Eukaryota, Evosea, Mastigamoebida, Endamoebidae. Gene Ontology annotation, cellular component: cytoplasm; nucleus. Bases 1 to 630 code for a protein of 209 amino acids. The record is from RefSeq and is a predicted model, not a curated record.
AUGUCUCUUAUGUCUUCCGUUUUAGUAUCCGAGUGGGACGAGAAGUGUGUUUCAACCAGUGUUCCACUCUGUGAAGAAGUCACAACAAGUGCUUUCGAGCGUUCAGUCUUAAGGACUUCUCAGUUGUUUCUUUCUGCCUCAGUGACUCCAGUCAAUGCAAUUUCAACACAACUCCCCUUUAUAACAACUUGUAAAGGUUUUCCUGUUAUUUCUAUAGAGACUUUUGAACAGCAGAUAUCCAAAGAAGGGGUUGUUAUAGAUUGUCGCUUUCCUUACGAAUACGAGGCUGGACAUGUUUCUCAUUCAUUGAAUUUGUGGAAUGAAAACAGUCUGAUUCGAUGGGCUCACAAAGUUACAAGUCAAAGUCCUGUGUUUUUGUAUUGCGAAUUUUCUGGGACGCGAGCACCAAAUUUGGCUCGUUGUUUACAGCGAGUAAACAAACAGAUGUUUUCCGAGCUGUAUUUAAUUCAAGGUGGAUUUUGUGACCUUUACAGCAAAGCCUCUUCGUGUGUUAAUGGUUUUUAUUUGUCGAUGACUGCUCCCUCGCACUUCCAGGAGUUCAUAACGUUCUCCAAGAUGUGCGUCGACUAUAAAAAAAGAAGAAACUUUGGUGCUCUUUCUUUUGCAUGA